Molecule: messenger RNA, 563 nt
Organism: Suillus paluster
Lineage: Eukaryota; Fungi; Basidiomycota; Agaricomycetes; Boletales; Suillaceae
Exons: 1
Coding region: 58-282 (74 amino acids)
Source: RefSeq, a predicted model, not a curated record
GGACUAUGGAAUAAGUACUGCUUGUCUUGAGCCUCGCAGCUUGCUGGUUUUGGAUCAAUGUCGCACUCUACGGCGUGCGUGCUCCUGCUGUACAUAUUCACAUUAAUGAAUUUAUGGCGCAGCUCGGUUCCUUCCGGAACGGUUGCUCGGACCCAGGUCAUUCCACAAAUUUACACUGCACACGGCUGUCUUCCUGGUCUUCCUAGGGGACUGGUUCUGCCAGAGCAACCCUCAAAACACAAUAUAUCGACCAUCAUAUGUGUGUUUUGGGUGGGAUACUAGAAACUAGGCACAACCGGCAGCACUCGACAGCAUCACCUAUUCUGCCAUAUGCAUGAUAUUGUAAUGUAUGACAGUCCUGACGAUAAGUAUGAUGCCUCAUCCCAACAUGUUAGUUUGACCGCUUGGGGUACCAUGAUAAUACCUAAUGCAUUCCAAUUCGUCGAAAUUGAUAUCUCGACAGUAACAAACGAGGUAUAGUCUUCUACAUCCUAAUCAUAAUGGAAGUUGGAAUUGAGAACUUGAAUAAUAAUGGCUCGCUGCUCUGCCAAGCCUGGAGUUCU